GGCCAUCAUUUAUUGAUUUAUCUGUUGCUCAAGCCCUUAUUGCGAAAGGUGCGACUUUUUCGAUAUAUUUUAUACAACGUUUGCUUAACUCUUAUGGAAGUUACGAUUUAGAAUUAAUAGAACUGAAUUAUGCACAUGAUGUUAAACAAAUAAAUGCAGAACAGAUCAAAUUAUUGCAGAAAAAGACGCGUACUCCUUGGGCAAGUGAUUUACCAUUAACAGUCUUUACGUAUUUUGUAACGGUAGCACGAAGUCAUUUAAAGUUCAUAAACUUUGUAUGA
Messenger RNA from Dentiscutata erythropus, 281 nucleotides. NCBI's taxonomy places the organism in Eukaryota, Fungi, Glomeromycota, Glomeromycetes, Diversisporales, Gigasporaceae. The record is from the annotation of a GenBank genome assembly.